Phaeodactylum tricornutum CCAP 1055/1 is the source of this 2562-nucleotide messenger RNA. RefSeq lists its product with no specific name. The coding region runs from base 1 to 2562 and encodes 853 amino acids. Gene Ontology annotation, cellular component: membrane; cytoplasm. Gene Ontology annotation, molecular function: monoatomic ion channel activity; actin filament binding. Gene Ontology annotation, biological process: actin filament bundle assembly; monoatomic ion transport; transmembrane transport. The transcript has a single exon. The record is from RefSeq and is a predicted model, not a curated record. NCBI's taxonomy places the organism in Eukaryota, Bacillariophyta, Bacillariophyceae, Surirellales, Neidiaceae.
AUGUCUCGCCCAUAUGAUGGCCAGACUCCAGCAGAGCAGGCAACUUUCGCUCGUGAAGAGCUUAUGCAUCUGGAUGAGGAAUCUAUGAUGGACGACUACAACGACGACGAGACGGAGAAUAACCAAAGUUUUCUCAAUUUGCUCCCGGAAGACGACGAAGCCGGAAACGACGACCCGGCACAGCUCUUUGCCAUUCUUGAAGAUGCCAUCAAUCAAACCGCCAAACAAACAGGCGAUACAGGGCGAGCUUUAACGGCGGUAGAACAACAGCAAAAGCGCGAAAACGCGGAACACACGUGGGACCGCGUGCGGCGCUGGAUGUGGGCGCAUCCGCAAGUGGAACAACGCCAAGCCGCCGCGUUUAUUCGCGGGCAGGCCGACGCCACAGCGUUGCAUCUCAUGUGCAAACUGCAUAAUCCUCCCGACGAUAUUAUCCAAGCCAUCGUCGACUCCGCCGUCGAUGUUGUGUCCUGGACGGACGCGCACGGUUGGUUGCCUUUGCACCAUGCCUGCGCUAACGGAGUGUCUCCGGAAACCAUGAAAGUCCUCGUGGAUGCCUAUCCCGCCGGUAAGCUGCAACAGGACAAUAUGAGGCGAACACCGCUCCACUUUUAUGCCACGCGGAAUUCCGAUAGUACGGUUAUCAUGACAACUAACACCGAACUCCUGGCUGACGAUGGCGCGGCCGAACUCACCGAUCGUGGCGGCAUGUUACCCAUGCAUUACGCGUGUGCGUACGGGACCGACCCGGCCGUACUCGAAGUCUUGGCUCAGGUCUACCCCGCCUCUCUCACGGCCAAAGAAAACAAGGGUCGAACGCCGAUGCAUUUGGCCAUGGUAAAUGCUCACCGCGACGCCAGUCCGAACGUGAUUCAUUUCUUAUUGGAGUACGCUGAAUCCCGAGCGACCGUCAACGUACGCGAUCAAGACGGUUACCUACCCUUGCAUUUGUUGGCUCUCGGUCUCAAAGGAUACACGGCGGAUGAAUCCACCAAACGCAGUAACGUGAGCGCUUGCUUGAGUAUGUACAUGGACGCGGAGCCUCAAGCCGCAGCCGACUUUUUGACGGCGAUUCAGGAUUUGCCGGAUUGGCUUCAAGAUACUGCAGUCGUAUCGAAACACGUGCGGAACGUUUUGAACUACAAAAUUGUUCAGCCCUUUCCCACGUCUAUUCUCAUGUUGGACGGAUACUUUCUGAUUGUCCUGAUUGUAUGUUUUGCGUUCUCGACGAAAUAUUAUAUUGAUUUCCUCUUCGAGCCGGAGAGCAACAAAACAGACAUUGACAUUUACAUUGUGUUCCUUUUCAUUGGAGCGUCGUACUUUUUGAUGCGCGAGCUGGUACAAGUGGCUUCGUUGGUUAGUCUCGGCAGUUUCAGUAGUUGGUGGUCAGACGCCGCCAAUUGGUUGGAUGUUGGUGUAAUUACAAUGGUUUACUACUACGCCAUCUGUAUGAGCAUGGACAGCCCAGUGGAUAGAAAUCUUUUUCGAAGUGGCGCCGCCUUUGGACAAGGAAUUCUGUACGUGGCAGUCAUCGUUUAUCUCAAAAGCACAUACGUCGACUUUGCCGUAUUCGUGGGUGGCGUACUGUACGUCGUACAACGGCUAACGGCAUUUCUGACUGCCGUGGGUGUUAUCUUGUUGGCCUUUGCCCAAAUGUUCUACUUUAUAUAUGUGGAUGGCGAAAUGUGCACCAACAGGCUGCAGCCCGAUGAUCUAAACUACGACGCAGACCUUGACUGUCGCUUUUCUCAUUGCUCCUUUGAAGAAUCCCUUCUGCGAGUGUACAGCAUGAUGAUGGGAGAGAUCGGAGAUGAAAAACGCUAUUCCGCGGGCCCGACGAGUCUAGUGGCACAGAUAUUGUACGUCGGCUACGCCUUUUUGGUUGUCAUUCUGCUGUCGAAUGUUCUUAUUGCCAUUGUCACCGAUAGCUACGAAAUUAUUCAGAACGACCGCGCUGCGAUUGUAUUUUGGACGAAUCGGUUGGAUUUCGUGGCCGAGAUGGAUGCCAUCACGUACGGAGCACAGCGUCGCCUUGGUUGUUUUCGAAAAAAGAAGGCGCCCAUGCAGGUAGAGGAAAUUCCCAAUGCCCCGGGAUUAGUCUCGGAUGACUACAAUGACAGGAAUGGCUCUUCCGACUUCUUUCGAUACGGUUGGCAACAAGUCAUGCUCUUGUUUGACGCAAACCUGUACGAAGAGAUCGAUCCUAUCGAGUCGCUGGUGUACAAUAUUUUUCGAAUCGCUUGUAUUGUUUUCGUUAUACCGUUGUGGUUGAUCAUGGGCGCGGCAACUGCUGGGUGGUUAUGGCCUCCACAAGUACGAGAGGCUCUAUUUUGUCAGAAAGGCACGACCACCUCUCGUUCGGAGAUUGAGCGCAAAAAACUCGAGCAGCUGCGAACUAUUCAAACCGAUCUGACAUCAUUGAAGAGUGAUAUAGUGCGAGAAAUGACUAGCGAUCGCGACGAAAUGAUACGAAUGAAGCUGGAAGUGGAAGGAGUCCAGGCAGAAGUCUUAUCCGAUCUAAUACAAGUUCGAGAGCUUAUCACGUCGCUUCUUGGAACUUAA